GCAGGCGUAGUGUUGGCGCUCUACUCUGGAACAUGGCGGCGCGUUCGCUGUGGGCGGUGCAGCGGCUGCAGCGCCUCCUGGCCUCGGGGGCUAUGUCAGAGAGCAGGGGAUGGCUCCACCCAUUCAGCACUGCCACCCAAAGAACUGCUGGGGAAGACUGCAGUUCCGAGGACCCUCCUGAUGGACUGGGACCCUCCCUUGCUGAGCAGGCCUUAAGGCUCAAAGCUGUUAAACUGGAAAAGGAAGUCCAGGAUUUAACCCUGAGAUACCAGAGAGCUGUCGCUGAUUGUGAAAACAUAAGGAGAAGAACCCAGAGAUGUGUGGAAGACGCGAAGAUAUUUGGGAUCCAGAGCUUCUGCAAGGACCUGGUGGAGGUGGCAGACAUUUUGGAGAAGACUGCCAAGUGCUGUUCAGAAGGGGCAGAACCUGAGGACCACAGGCGCACUCUGGAAAAAGUCUUCCAAGGGCUGUCCCUGCUAGAAGCCAGACUGAAAAGCGUAUUUACCAAGCAUGGCCUAGAGAAAAUGACACCCAUCGGUGACAAAUACGACCCUCACGAGCAUGAACUCAUCUGUCACAUGCCAGCAGGUGUUGGGGUACAGCCUGGCACCGUGGCAUUAGUUCGGCAAGAUGGCUACAAACUUCAUGGCCGCACCAUUAGACUUGCGCAAGUGGAAGUGGCAGUAGAGUCUCAGAGAAGACUCUGAACAGGUCACUGGAACCAAACCUUCUCCCAGAGUCAGGCACCUAUGUCUCCUUUAUUUAUUAAGCUGGUUUGUAUUAUACACGAGUCCUUCGUGUGCUCCGUUUCGGAUUUAGUCACAUUGGCUGUAUCUCUACAGCGUCUUAUUGGGUUUGUGUGACCUGUUUGGUCUCAUCGGGAGUCCUGCCACUAGGCAUUUGAACAAUAGGACACGUGUCGUGGCCUUUAUCAAAAUGUUUACAAAAAUCAUUUAAAUUGGUACUCUGAUGAUUGAAUCCAAAAUCUUCUUACCUGUGUUUUCAUCUAACUGCUGGAAUUAGUGCAGCACCUUGUAUCUUAUAUUUUGGGAAGAGGGAAAAGGUAGGGAUUGGUUUGACGUUUAGGUACGUAGAUGACGAUGCCUUACCCUUGUAUAUGUUUAAGUCAUGUGGGCUGGCGUGUAGAGAGAUUUCCUAAGACUCCUAUCUCAUGCUUGUAGUCCUUGCCAGGGUCACACUCACACCCCUUUCUGGUCCCUUUUGGAAGGGCUAAAGGGUCAGGCCAGCCAGUCUUCCUUUCUUGUUGGUAAGGUGAAUAUAUUUAUUACUAAACUGGUCUCGAGUCUAAGAACAGGCAAGCCCUGGUUGCCGUGACAAUACAACUCAAUCCCAGAGAGACUAAAAGCCUCCAUACAUCUCAAGUUGGAGAAAUAGACUUUGGGGACUUGGCAUGAUGGCUGUCAAUUCAAAAAUAAAAACAAAAUAUUAAGGUGGAUAAUAUUUUUUACAGUUUAUAAUUUACACAAAAGUAAUUGCCUCCCUUGCAUGGACUCAGAAUGAACCAGGCUAUCCUCCUUUCUGGGUUGGAGAGGACAAGAGACUUCAUAGCAGCAACAACAAAAAUGAAUACAAUCAGAGUCCUCGGGCGCAUUGUAAAGCAGUUGCUGUCACCUUCACCAUUCCAGUUUUUAAAUCCUGAGUCAAAAGCACCAAGAAAAAGAAAUUUUUUUGUAUAUUUAUUAUUGACAAAAAGACCAAAGUUCUCUCAGUUCUGCAUAUGUUUUGUUAAGAAAAGGUGUGGUAUAGCUCCAACCCUGUCCACCUAAAAUCAUUUGCAGUGCACAGAGGAAGGGCCAUAUUCCUUGUGUUCUUCCUUGGUGAACUGUAUGUAUCUCCUGGAAGAUGGACAGUAAGGCUAAGGUGCACCUGUCCAUCCACACUUGUACUGGGGGAGCAAGGAUGUUGAUUUUCAUGGUCCUGGAAGCCAGAGGAGUGAUCUGCAUCUUGUAGGAACCAGUGCCUGAGUUCAUGGGGUCACCACCAGACAGACAGCACUGGGUUGGCACUGAAGUCUUUGCUGACAUUGACAUCACACUUAGAGAUGGAAUGGAAGGUAAGUUCAUCGUAUCCCACACCCAGAAAGAAAGGUGGAAGAACCCCUGGGGGCAGCAGAGUUGGUUCUUGCCAGUAACAAUGACCUGGCCAUCGGGCAGCUCCUAACUCUUCUCCAGGGAGAAGGAUGCAGCAGCAGGCAUGUCUUAUGGGAAGUCCCAGGCAACAUGGCACAGGUUCCCCUUGAUGUUAACAGUUGGCCGUGGUGAGGCUGUAGCUUGCUCAGGAGCUUCAUGAGUAGUCUAGAAGGUCUUGUCCAACAGGAUCACAUAAGGAAGGAUAUAGUCCCUGUAGAUGAGCAAUGUGGGUGACCCUGUCUCCAGAGUCCAUUGGGAUGCAAGUGGUACUAUGAAGACAGCACAGCCUUGGUGGCUAUGUGCAUGGCUGGGUGUUGAUGAUCUGGGUCAUCUAUUCAUGACUGGCUUAGGGUUCGGGGAGCAGCACCAAGCGCUCCUACGGGACCACACAUGUCACAUAGUAUAAAGUAUGGUGGUGUGUCUUGUCAUUCAAGUUGGUGACAGUUAAAUCCUCCAUGGAUACCUCAGGGUCAGGACUCUUCUCUUGCUCUAGGCCUUGUUACCCACCCAUGUAGGAAACAUGGCUAACGCCACCAUCACACCCCAAUACAUUGGGCUACCCCACCAUGAAGCAGGAGACAGACUUGGAAGCAUGCUCACCUAUGAAGCCAGCUCUGUUAGUGCCAGUGAAACAAUAUCUGCCUCCAUGGCAAUUGGUGACAGGUGGACCCGGCAGCGGAGGAUCUGAGAGAAGCCUGUGCUUGCCAGGUAAAUGUGGAUACCACAGAGCAUCUUCCCUUCUACGUAAGGAGCUAUUUUUACAGCUCCUUGGGUAUGAAGCAAUUUUAGGCAGCGCCAACAGCAAAUGACCCAAAUAACAUUCGUAUAGCUAAUUACCUACAGUGGCUGGUUCUACCAGCCCUGAUUCUUGGCCUUCGUCAGAUUGGCUCUGGGAUCCUAUAUUAGAUUAUAUGGGGAGAAAACAAAAAUUCUGGACUCUUAACAAUUUCUCAUUAAAUAAGGCUGAUGCGUGCCUUUUUUCCCCGUCAUAGGGGCUGACAAGUUACUACCUCUCACAACAACAAAACUUGGGUUUUUAGAGCAUUGGGGAUUGGAUGCAAGGUCUCAUGAAUGCCAGGUAAGCUCUCUACAGCUCCCAGCCCUGGCAAGCUUUGUUUCCUCGUUUCUGUAUCCGCCUUAGGCCUUGUUUGUAUGUACAUCCACUUAUGUAUUAUCCUUGUAAAUUCUAUGAACCCGUAUAGUUUAAGUCUCAAUAACUGAUGAUGUGUAAAAGAUUUGCCCAGUAAAUACCUUAAUGCGCGAAUAAUACACAAGGUAAACUUGAUAAAGGUUUUAGCAUAAGAGGUCUUAUAUAGGAGAAAAUGGGAAUGAGAAAUUGAUGUAAAUAAACUUGCUUAGGAAAAAUACUAGGUAGAAUUUGGCAAAAGCAGCCGUCUGAAUCUCUUAGCAUAAUUCUGCCAGGCAGGCAGGACGGCCUGGGUUAAAGGAUCUUUCCCUUUAUUAAUCUCUUAAGAGAUGGAGUGACUUCUCCCUGGGAAGGUCUAUGGAUUCUAUAACAUCACCCAUUCUGCUGCUUCUGGAGCUUAAAGAUGUCUAUUCUAGGACUAGACUCAGAGACAGCCCUUCUACAGACUUUGACUGGACUACAAAUUAAACUGGCACCAACUGGGUCACUAGAAGAACCAAAAUCUGUUGUCCACAUAAAUACAAGAAUCCCACAAAAUCUGAGACUGUCAGAAAAUUGGUGCUUAGAUCCCACCCUCAUCCACAGGACAGGGCUUAGGUCUCCUAGAAACUGGAAGAGCAGAGAAAGCUAUAAUGAAUAAAGGUGGUCUUGUAGACAUUGUCUGGGAGGCCCUUUGAUACAUAAAACUGGAAAUUGUAAAUAUACAGGUAUACAGAUUUUCAACUUCUGUAUUAAAAAAGAGAAAAACA
Molecule: messenger RNA, 4046 nt
Organism: Mus musculus (house mouse)
Lineage: Eukaryota; Metazoa; Chordata; Mammalia; Rodentia; Muridae
Gene: Grpel2
Product: GrpE-like 2, mitochondrial
Exons: 4
Coding region: 33-707 (224 amino acids)
Biological process (GO): protein import into mitochondrial matrix; protein folding
Cellular component (GO): mitochondrion; mitochondrial matrix
Molecular function (GO): adenyl-nucleotide exchange factor activity; protein homodimerization activity; protein-folding chaperone binding
Source: RefSeq, marked validated